Blastomyces gilchristii SLH14081 is the source of this 837-nucleotide messenger RNA. RefSeq lists its product as uncharacterized. The record is from RefSeq and is a predicted model, not a curated record. NCBI's taxonomy places the organism in Eukaryota, Fungi, Ascomycota, Eurotiomycetes, Onygenales, Ajellomycetaceae. The coding region runs from base 165 to 608 and encodes 147 amino acids. The transcript is spliced from 2 exons.
GCGAGCAUUUGAUGCUUGUGUGGAAUUAAGCCUUUACACUGAAAAGAGCCAUUUGACACAUUUGUCAAUAUAGACUCCCGUACUAGCUUUCACCACUGAAAAGGCUGAAUGAAUUUAUCCGUUCUCCAUCCAUACCUUACACCGUAGCCAAUCGAGCAGCUACUAUGCCGGAGACAUCUGGAGAAUCAGCAGUAGAUGCUGUGCCAACUUUCGAAAGCUUUCCCAAACAUCCCAAGCGCGUCAUUUUACGACUUCGUGUGAACGAAUUCGAUGGUCGUAACCCAACAGAGUUUGACCAUGCUAUCAUGGCAUAUCUAGCAUCUGCUGGACGCCCUGUCGAUGAACUCACGCAAAGAAUCCAUCACUCGCAUAUCGAACCUUUCCAACCCCCAGAGAUGAAGCAGAGGUCAUUUCAUAUAGUUCUGGAUAUUGAAAAAGAUAUGCUCAGUGAUCCAGACUUUGAGAGAGUAGAGCACGAAGUUCACCGUGUUCACCGAGCUAAGAAUGGUACAUUUAAAGUCAAUCGCAUUUCGAAUCCAGCCGAAGAGCAGAACUUUGUGCGACAGAUGCGACUUUUCACGGACACUUUCUAUCCGUGGGCAAAAUAAUGACGCUCAUCCCGGACCCAUGAGGGCUCCAGGGCGAAUUUGUAGCCGUCAUGCCUGUUUUUUCUAUCGGGGGGAAAGGGGUUGUACUUAGGUUUGCUGGCUGGUAGUACAAAUGUAUUGAAAAGAUGCAAAAUGGUUUUCUCUCGUGAGGCGAUUGGUUUCGUUAACUUAGUUAUUAUGUAGAUUGAUAAAUCUUUUAAUAAAAAAAAUUUUACUCUCUGUUUUAAAA